This is a messenger RNA of Nymphaea colorata (pocket water lily), 1227 nucleotides long. RefSeq lists its product as uncharacterized. The record is from RefSeq and is a predicted model, not a curated record. Bases 502 to 927 code for a protein of 141 amino acids. The transcript is spliced from 4 exons. Lineage: Eukaryota; Viridiplantae; Streptophyta; Magnoliopsida; Nymphaeales; Nymphaeaceae.
CUCGAUAUGGUCGAAAUAUUCAGGGGGAGCAGACAAAAGAUGGUGGAACGUGCCAUCAUGCCCGUGAAGGAAGGAGGCAGGUGAUAGGAGAACGAACGCCUUCACGUAAAUUCAGAAGAAACGCAUCCCCUUACGUCUCCACACAACAUAAGUUGUUACAGAAACGCAGAAACCGACGCCUGCGUACGUUUAUCUUCAACCAAAUGAACGGAAAGAAAAGAUAAGAAGUUCCCAAGGAUGAGGAGCGAUGGAGAAAAAGAGAAAGGAGAGCGAAUAGAUUUUAGUGUAUGCCGAUGGUCUGUCGUGACACGUAUGCUUAGAGGAGAUUGUUUCAAGAGCACUGUAAUAAGCUAGGAGACAGGUCGAUAUUGGUUGCUGAUGCAUAGUCCAAUGCAGAGGUCCCUGCCAUAUUGAGUCCGUCAACCAAGGUGGACGGAGCAGAGGAGAUUGUGGUCAUCAGUAGUCUCCACUGCAGAGGAAGGAAAGACUCGUUGACGCGAAAUGUCAGGGAGUUCUUCAACAGCUGCUAAUCUUGUGAGAACUGUGAAGGUGAAGGCAGAGAAGAAGGUGUACAGUUUACCUGGGCAGAAAUAUGCUGUACCGGAAGAGAGGGAGCCAUUGAGGAUCUUCUAUGAAUCGCUGUCGAAGCAGAAACCGGAGAGUGAAAUGGCAGAAUUUUGGCUGAUGGAACAUGGGAUGAUGUCACCUGAAAGAGCAAAAAAAGCAUAUGAGAAGAAGCAGAAAAGGCAGAAACAUCAGAGAAUGGGAACUCCAAUCAAAGCAGAAAUAUCCAAGGAAACCUCAGAAAGCUCUAGAAAAUCUUCGAAUGCAAAAAAUGAUCAGAGGACCAAGAAAAGAAGCUUGGAGUAUGAAGAUAGUGAUGACGACGACCUCAUAAUGAAGCCCAGCAAAGCAAAACAAAAGUGAGAAUGCUUUGAGCUAGUGCCGCACCAUUUGAGGAGAAGACAUUCAAGAGCGUUUAAACGUUAAAGAUGUCGGAGGAAACUUUUCCCAUCAGGUAAAUUUUGCAUCGAUGAAAACUAAUCACUGAGCUAACAUUAUUUCGAAGUAUUUUGACAGGAAAAAAAGAUAUUUUGUUACAUAAAAAGGCACAAAGUCUCAGUUCGAUGGGCACUAUUAGGCACUAUUCCGCACGCGACAAAAAGUGAAAAUUAAUGUUCGCAAUGAAAUCCAACUUGGACAAACUUGACCUCACGCUUCACAAUU